Messenger RNA from Bombina bombina (fire-bellied toad), 882 nucleotides. Its product is annotated as ferritin heavy chain B. NCBI's taxonomy places the organism in Eukaryota, Metazoa, Chordata, Amphibia, Anura, Bombinatoridae. Gene Ontology annotation, biological process: intracellular iron ion homeostasis; iron ion transport. The record is from RefSeq and is a predicted model, not a curated record. Gene Ontology annotation, molecular function: ferric iron binding; ferrous iron binding. Gene Ontology annotation, cellular component: cytoplasm. The coding region runs from base 156 to 686 and encodes 176 amino acids. The transcript has 4 exons.
CAGUUCUCAAAGCACGUUUGGCUCAGAGUAGAGUUCUUGCUUCAACAGUGUUUGAACGGAACCCUCUCUCAGUCCCCGUUGUUCUUAAAACCUUUCUCUCUCUACUAUUUACUUUGUAACUCUUUUGCGCCACCCGCAACCACAAAAACAUCAUAAUGGACUCCCAGGUGCGCCAGAACUUCCACCGUGACUGUGAAGCUGCCAUCAACCGCAUGGUGAACAUGGAGAUGUAUGCGUCCUACGUCUAUUUAUCCAUGUCUUACUACUUUGACCGUGAUGAUGUUGCCCUUCAUAACGUGGCCAAGUUCUACAAGGAACAAAGUCAUGAAGAGAGGGAGCACGCAGAGAAGUUCCUCAAAUACCAGAACAAGCGCGGUGGGCGUGUUGUCCUGCAGGAUAUCAAGAAACCAGAGAAAGAUGAGUGGUCCAACACCCUGGAAGCUAUGCAAGCUGCCAUCCAGCUGGAGAAGACUGUGAACCAGGCUCUUCUGGACCUGCACAAACUGGCAACUGACAAAGUCGACCCACAUCUCUGUGACUUUCUGGAGUCUGAGUACCUGGAGGAGCAGGUGAAGUCCAUUAAAAAGCUUGGAGACUACAUCACUAACCUGAAGCGCCUGGGGGUGCCCCAGAACGGCAUGGGCGAGUACCUGUUCGACAAGCACACCCUGGGGGAGAGCAGCUAAACUCAAUGCCCUGGGAGAGAGAAUACAGCCAGCUGCAUCAAAUAUGUCUCUUUACUUUACUGCAGUAUGAGUGGAACUUCUGGCAGACCUUAGGGAUGCUGGGAUUUAUUGUUAGUGUUUGUUGAUGUGCUGUAAAUCUUGUAGUAGCUGAUGUGCUUGUCAACAAGCUUUCAAUAAAAUGGUUUUAGCAUUCUAA